AAAAUACCAUAAAAUACCGAUAUUUCGAUAAGAGUGUAUGGUAAGUUCUAUGUUGACGAAUUGGAAUUUUAAAUUGAUAUCUUGAUAGCAGAAUAAAAUGAGCAACGUCUACAAAGACCACUACCAUGUUCUGGGCUUGGCGAGAAACGCCAGCGACAGUGAGAUCAGAGAAGCUUUUCGGCGGUUGUCCCUGCAAUAUCAUCCCGACAAAAACGAGAAUGGAGCGGGGGAGUUCCUUAAAAUCAACGACGCCUACCGCGUGCUAAUUGACCAUCAUAAAAGGGCUUCGUACGAUCGUCGCCUGUCGUUUAGGGACUUAGAAGCCAUCAUUCCGUCCGAGAACGCUAGUGGCCAACUGUCUGAAUUACGAAUCAUCAAAACAUCGCCUGGUAAUUUCCACAAAAAGCUCAAAGUGGCUGUCGUAAUCGGAGGCGUGCUGGUUGGCACCUAUGUGGCGUACCGGGUAUUCCAGAAAUCUCCGCCAAUAAUCCCAGUUCCCCAGCCAAUCACUCCUCCAGCUAUUCCAACGCAGGAACUAAGCGAACUGCAUCCCGGAUACCUAUGGACAUUGAUCUCCGGGCUAGUGACAUUGAGAUCGAAAAGAAUACUGAGUCUCGGAAAACUGGCUACAGGAGCAAAUAUUCGAGUUUCUCCUAGUACUCUGAAAGCACCCUUAUCUUCGGCUGCCGAAGUCGUAGCCAAAACAGUAAUCCAAGGGCCAGGAGGCGUAGGUUCAACUGCAACUUCCAGUUCGUCCUUAGCAACGCCAGCGAACGUGGUUGCCAAAAUGGCGAAAACACUUUUCAAGGGAUCCCGAUCUGGACUAUACACAGCUUCCAAAACAGUUGUGGUACCGAGUACCGAGAUUUUACAUUGGUCCAAAACGGCAGCAAAAUGUACCCUUGCUACCUUGAAGAAGGGUACAUCCUAUGCUAGGAGUCCAGUCCCUUCGGGUUCUGUGCUGCUUUCAAGCAUACCAUCGGCUUUACGCGCUUUUGCCGGAACUUUUCGUCCAGCUUUAGUAAAAUCCAAGAACAUUGUUGUGAAGAAAGCCAGCGCCAGUUGGAUACAAAAAAAACGCCUAUAGAGCAAAAGGAUAAGGUGCUUAUACUUUGGCUUUUCCUUUAAAGCAUCAAUAAUAAAAGAUAUUUAGUAAGAGUUACACAAGGAAAGAGUAAAUUAAAAUAAAUAAUACUUUUCUAAA
Drosophila erecta is the source of this 1204-nucleotide messenger RNA. RefSeq lists its product as uncharacterized. Gene Ontology annotation, molecular function: protein-folding chaperone binding; misfolded protein binding. The record is from RefSeq and is a predicted model, not a curated record. Gene Ontology annotation, cellular component: endoplasmic reticulum. NCBI's taxonomy places the organism in Eukaryota, Metazoa, Arthropoda, Insecta, Diptera, Drosophilidae. The coding region runs from base 98 to 1087 and encodes 329 amino acids. The transcript has a single exon.